GUAGAAAAAGUUAUGCGACUUCCAAUUAGUCUGGUUCUGAUAGCAGUUACACAACUUAAGCCGAUGCUUCUCAUGAAAGGUCAUGAAAUUUUGCAAGAUAAUGAUGUAGAAUUCUGGAUUGAAGUAGAACUUCAUACUGUCCACUGGAAGCCAUCAUGUUUAACUACUGGUGGAUGUGCUCAUCCACGCUUCAGAAUUUCAAAAUUUAACAAAGUUAACAAUGAAAUCAUUUCUGUUAGCUGGAGUAUUACUGAAAAUUUUGUUGAGAAACAUUCCCGAAAGUUUAUCACCCAUUGGGUGAAUGGAAAACCUCAUGAAAUUACAAUGCAUUGCGAAGUUAUUGGUAUGGAUCCCUUGUAUGGAUUCCUACGAACAUGUGAUACAACUCAAACAACUGAAAUUUUCAGUGAGGAGGAAAAUAAUGAGGAAGUCGACAGUUUUCGAAUAUCUGAAGCAAACGAUGAACUGGCCACAGAUGAACAGCUUGACAAACUCAUAAUUGAAAUUCGAGCAAAGUGUUUCAAUGCUUCACUUGCAGUCCGAAAAUUUACGAAUCACUGUCCAUGGUGUUCAAAACAGAAAGAUAUAGCGCUUGUCAGUGCGGAACGUGAAGUCAAUUGGCAGAUAUUUUUUGGUUUAAUUAUGGAUUGA
Messenger RNA from Thelazia callipaeda (thelaziosis nematode), 651 nucleotides. NCBI's taxonomy places the organism in Eukaryota, Metazoa, Nematoda, Chromadorea, Rhabditida, Thelaziidae. The record is from the annotation of a GenBank genome assembly.